This is a messenger RNA of Haliotis rufescens (red abalone), 5710 nucleotides long. RefSeq names its product tetraspanin-18-like. The record is from RefSeq and is a predicted model, not a curated record. The transcript has 9 exons. Lineage: Eukaryota; Metazoa; Mollusca; Gastropoda; Lepetellida; Haliotidae. The coding region runs from base 440 to 1438 and encodes 332 amino acids. Gene Ontology annotation, cellular component: membrane.
GCACUUGUGAGCCAACCUAUCAUUGUGUGCGUGCUUGGGCCGAAUGUCAAGCGCCGCUUUCAGGAAUUCCCUAUUGACUUGGCGCGACGAGGUUGUCUCCCCCUGAAAAGGCGAGAAGCCAACGUGAUCUCAAGCGAGUGCGAGUACGUUCGGUUGGCUGUGAUUGCAAAGGUGUGUAGGUAAGCUGCAAUCAACAGUAGCGGGAUCUACCAGGAAAUAUGUGAUUAUACCGGAUUUCUGUUCCACUAUCAGCGAGCGGGUCUAUUCAGGGUGCCCCAACUCGGAUACAUAUCUGUACAGCGGCGCACGAGAUAUUCGCUUGUCAUUCAACAUUUAAUUGAUUUUGUUGCGAAAACCAUCUCGUGCACCCCGUGCUCUCGUGCAGCCGUGAAGGAUGUAAACAGCCCAGGUGUCAAAGUCUUAAAUUUACUCAACCAGCAUGGGAGCGAAGGAGGACCCGCCGGACACAAUUGAAGAAAUCCAAGAAAUGGAGACCCAGCCGUUGCGCAGACGAAGGUCGUCGCGGGAAAAUUCGGAUGAUUACAAAGCAAAACGUGUUCGGAGGCAAAAUGACGGAAAUUGUACCAUGUGCCUCCGCGGAACUCUCCAUUGUUACAAUGUCUGUAUACUGGUGAUUGGGUGUGCGUCGCUUGGCGUGGGGGUGUGGCUCCUUGUCACGGACUUCGGCGCCAGGAAAGUGACCCCGAUCGUGGAUAAUCAGCUGUAUGAAGUGACGACAUACCUCCUCAUCGCAGGGGGUGGGGCUGUGGCCCUCCUCGCCUUCUGUGGGUGCUGCGGCACAAUACGAGAAGAUAAAUGUGUUUUAUCAUUUUAUGGCACGACCUUAGCGAUAGUAUUAAUAAUACUGGGCGUGGCUUCAGGAUUGUCGUUUUUCUUCCGGGGCGCGCUUGCCUCGCACAUAAAAUCUCGUAUGCGUGAUACGUUAACGGAAAAGUACGGCAUAGGUACACGGACUUUACCGGAACAUAAGCGCAUCACGGAGGCAUGGGACUCCAUGCAGCGACAGCUGGGCUGCUGUGGUAUUUCCGGAAACAGCACUUCGACAGAUUCUUGGGCAUUCUAUUCCACCAACACACUGUGGUACAAUGAAAUGCAGAAUGAUCAAGGUAAGAAACUCCAAAAGGUCCCCGACAGCUGCUGUCGCGAGGGGGACAAGGCCAUCUGUACCGGACAAACCUACUUCCCGGGACCCCCCAACCAUCUCAAUCCACAGAAGGAAAGGUUUAAAAAGACCAACCCUCAUCUUUACACCACCGGUUGUUAUGACCAGCUGAUGGUGUAUUUGUUGACGUAUUCCGCCGUUGCUGGCAUAGUGUCUGCAAUCGUUCCGAUCUUUUUGAUCUUUGGCAUCAUAAUAUCAUUCUGUCUGUGUGCAAGAGUUAGUGGUACGUCACCGGACGACGAGGUAGAGUUAUAGGCCUUGGAAGGUACUUUCCGUCCAAUCAGGCAGUGCCUACUUUAUGCAAAUGAGGACACGUGACACUCAGACAUUAACCAUGAUCAAAGAUGGCUGACGUGAUAAUUCGGUUGAAGAAAAAGUUGUCCGGAACUUGUGGAUUACAGCGUUUCUAAGAUGCAGCAUGUGUGAUGGCACACGUGCGGAGUGGUUGUAAGAGAGUAACUUCUUUAAAAGAGGCGGGUCCCUGUAGUGGAGGGACUUUUCAUAUCAGAUUCAUCGAAUGCUAUCUGUAGUCCAUAUGUGGGCAGUUCCACCGACAAACUUGAGCCAGCGAUGAAGGUGUGCCGAUAUUGUGUUUUCAGUGUAUUGUGCGCUGCCGAAAUUACACUUGUUACAAAUGAAUAUUUGAAUAUGCGACAAUGAAAAUGAUGAUCAACGUAUGUGUUUUCCAAUCAAUUCAUCGUAUCCUUCGACAUGACGAUUCAAGGGAUUGCAGUAAGCAGCUUUCCCUUCCACUCAAGUCCACUCUUUCUCACAUUCCCAGUAUGUUGCCUUCAUGGAAAAUGGCCCAUCUCCUCGGCAGCCUGUUAAAGACAUUCCCCCACGUCUCGAGGGGCUUCCACAGCCGGGCCUUGCGCGCAUGCGCAGAAGGCAUUCAUGUAGUAAAAGUGACAGGCCCACAAGAAGUAGUACAUCGUUUUUUGUUAUACAUCGCUUAGUAUCUGGUGAAAGGAUUUUCUUUUGUAUCAUACACAUGAUUUUGUAUUUAAGGUUUUAGCGUUUCUGAAUCGGGCUUUCUUAACGAAAAUAUUUCCAGGAAUGAUUUCAUUGUUCCUGUAUGUGAUAUCCUAGUCUGUUUGGUUUGUUACUGACAUCGUAGAAUUGUCAGUAGAACGGUUAGAACUGGGUGAAGAACUAACAAAGACGGGAGAGGGCAGCAGAGACGUAGCAGACAUCCUUAUAUAUAUAUAUGACUGCCACUUCCUUAACAUUGUAGUGGACGCAUUCCUCGAAUAUGCAUUUAUCAUCCAAAACUGGCUUCCACGGGAGGCAUGGCUUGAGUGAGAUCAACUGAUGUCUCCUUGGGAAUGUAGGUACAAUAUAACACCAUAAUGCUUAGUAGAUCAUGGUGACGUCAUUGGUUGCCAUGACAUCACUCAUAUCUGCCCCUGAAGCUGGUGAGCUUACUGUUAACCUCAAGACACUGGUUAUUACUGUUGCCAAACAGAAAAAGUUGAAAGAAUGACUUUGGAUGAUAAAUAGAAUCUCACCCUCGUGUCAUUUGACAUGAAAUGUGUCAACACUGGUGGGUGCAAGUUUAAGACUACUCGGCCAAAGCCAAAAGACACCCGGGUUGGAUUCUCUCUACAUGUCCUAUCAUAGACAUACUGAUUGGUGAUAAGUAUCUACACUCUGGUGAUUAAUAUAUUACAAAUAAUGAGCUUAGUUUAUCAUUCAUAAUGGCUUGAAGAAGAGCAUCAUUUGUCUUUACACAAUAUGGCAUUGAGCGAUGGCAGUUUACUAUAUCGCUCAGUUUACUAUCUACUUACAGAAUGUCAGAAUUACAUAUUCGUUGCUGUAGCCUUGUGUGUCAUUUGGUCUCUCUCAGAUGGCGUUUCUUGGUAGGUUUCUACUGUAUAGCAUUAUAACACCAUGUGAGACUGUAAAAGUUCAUGUAGAAUGUCAAAAGAUUCAUUCAUUUCCUGUCAUUAAACUCCUUUAUCGUGAUACUACUAUCCCACUAUUUUCCCAAUCAUGUGCUGCAGAUAUAACUCCAUGACAAUUAUUUAACGAAGACUUCUUUUUCUAUUUUCAAAUUGAAAAUCUUCUUUCAAGUGACUUUAAAUAUUAUUCUGUUUUCUAAACUUCAACUUUAAAAAUGAACCCAAAGAACAGUAGAUUAUUUAAUUCAACUUUCUUAGUUGUUUAUUUCUUUUCCAAAUAUACUGUCCUGAUCUACAGUAAAUUAAAAUGUUUACAUAUAUUCUCUUAAUAGGGAGUCUGCUUGGGUUGCCAAGUCGUCGAGGGCACCACAAUUCGAUGUGCAGUUGUGUCCCUUAGGCGUUUUGGAUACCUUUGGCCGUGGGUUCGAAUCCCAGAUUGGCUCUGACUACGUUUCUUGGUUUGUCCGCACCAUACUCAAACUCGUGCGUUUCACCAAAAUGGCUAACGACAAACAACCUCAAGUUGACGAUCCAUGAUAUAACUGAAAUACUUUUCAAAGCUGCGUUAAACCAAUCUCAUUAUUCUUAUUUUAUAUUUGUACAAUUGAUAUUUGUUGAGAUGAAAUGGCUUUCUGUUUUGUAGAAUAUUCCUAAGUUAAACGGUAAACGUGCAAUCAUACUCUCGUGAUAACUGAUUUAAAUAUACAUUAUACUGUUUUAUACCAAAGGCUUUUCUCUAUUUAUUUCUAUAACCAAAUGCUACACUGAGCUCUGGUUGAUUGGUAACUAUUACUGUUGCUUCUUCAUUUAAAGCAAUGCGUUUUCUCCUUGGCUAUGUCCUUAUAUACUCAAGAUUUAUUGUGUCGUAUACGAAAUUGUCAACAUUACACACUACAUUGCAUAUAUUAGGCAGCUUUAAGAAAGUCGUUUUGCUGGCUCAGCUAUGCUAUUGUCUAAACCAUCUACUUACAGCAUUUUUCUAAAUAUGUAUUUCGACGAGCCAUUUUCAAUCAGCUAUCUUGUAUGUCCUUGUAACAGGGUGUAUAAAUUCCAAAAAUACAUCUCUGUUAAUCCAUCUAUAGACAGGUCCAUAGUAUUAACUAAACUGGGUCAGUUUGCAUUGAGGCGCUACUGCUGCCUGCUCCAUAGUGUUCAUCUGUCCUGAUUGUCGUUUAACUCAUUUGUAAUCGGCUUGUCAUAUAAUAUAAUAGAGUUGAAUCAUUUCAUUAUUUGAAAUGUUAUUUAUUUCAGUGAUUAUCUAACGAGAUGGGUAUAACUCCGGAAGCCUUUCCAUAUAGAUGUACCCUCAGACAGCAGUUGUUUGUUUAUAUUCAACAUGUGCACCAUUAAUCAAACUUUGUAAUUUGUGAUAUUUCAAUGACUUAAAGUAGUUGGUACUGUAGAGCUGGUUUGUUAUUCACAUCUUUAUGUUUAGUUAGUGUUUCUUUCAUUUUCCUCAUUGUACGAAUUAAGGGUGUUGAUGAGUAUCUGUUUCAUGUUUCGCCUACCCAUGUUGCUGGCGAGAUUCUGUAAAAAUGUACAGUUCAUGUCUAGUCUAGUCAUUCGUGACGUCAUCGUAGGCCAUGUGCUGCUAUCACCGAGUGCACAUCAUCGCUGUACUUCACAUCGUGUACAAAGUUUCAUGCAGUAGAGUUUUCUUAUAAACACACAUAUGCACAAUUCGGAGAAAAAAUUACAACUCGGUGCAUUUAGGUAAGACUGAAAACAAUAUAGAUAAACGAAGAAUGGGUGGCAAAUGAUGCUUAUAUCCAUGUAAUGGCGAUUGAAAGGCGUAGUGUGAUGCCCAGUGGUCAACUCGAACAAGGGGGAGGGAGGGAAUUGUACGAUAUAUACAAUCUGUUUCCGCUCUUACGUCACUUCAGCGACGCCCCUUCCCUUUGUUUUCAUGUAGUAACUACAACUCAAAACUCUGCACACUACAUCGAUGUAUGGAGCUCGUCGAGGCACACCAUCACGUUGACAGUUUAUUAGACCUCCCGAAGAGAAUAUACCCGAACUACUAAAUCCGCCACCGUUCUUCAGCAUCCAAAUAACGGUGCAUGUGAAGAAAUACCUGCUCAUUCUCAGCAUCACUUUGUUGACUUGGAUGGGUUUCUAUUGAAAUAUUCUUUAAAUUACUUGACCGGGUAACCGAGAGCGCACCAAAAUGCUUAGGCGAAUCGGUCGGUAGAAUCAAACUCCUCACAGUGAUAGCCGGUUCGCGUAGCCCAAUCUAUACCAUGAUACCAGGCGGUUAACGAAGGUGUCACGCGCUGGGAUGGAGCUUGGUGUUGAAUCUACAAAGGGAGGAAACUCUUGGUGACUUAUCUAAGGGAGGCUACUCGUAACCAAAGUGAUAUGCACCGUUUGAGAUGUUGAUAUAGGAAUGUGUUGACAUCGUCAGUAGCUAAGAUAGAUGUUACAAGUCAAGGGACCAAACCGCAUAUAGCUUUGUUUACCGUAACAUAUGAGGCAGUGGUGUUGACAAUAGCUUAUGGUGUGAUCGGAGGGAGCUGUUUGUGAUUCAUUAUACCAUGUUGGAUGAUGACGUUUUGUACAAAUUAAAUUUUCCUGAACUUAUGACAAUUAAGAACUUUAAGAGGAAAUAAAAAAUAUUUUGAUAUUA